CCUUUCAGUAAUUUUAAUUGGCCUAUGUUUCAAUGUUUGCUUGUUGAGGGAAUGUUCUAACAAGAGGAAGGGAUAUUAUCCAGCAUCAAUAGAGACCAUGAUCAUGGGCUUUAUCUUCCUUCCAAUGUUGUUGAUGCAAUGCUUCAUGGCUGCCUUAGCGAUGUCUCAACCAAAUUUGACCACAGACCAAUAUGCCCUUCUUCAAUUCAAAGUUUACAUCACUUAUGAUCCUUUGAAUAUCAUGUCCUCCAAUUGGUCCUCUUCUGCCACCUCAAUCUGUAAUUGGGUUGGUGUUUCCUGUGGUACUUUUCAUAGUAGAGUCACAGCUUUAGAUCUUCCAAACAUGAAUCUCACUGGCAGCCUCCCUCCUCACCUGGGAAACCUCUCAUUUCUUGUUUCUAUCAACUUAAGUGGAAACAGCUUCAACGGCCAUUUGCCUCCAGAAUUAGGGAAGCUACAGCAUUUAAGGUUCAUGGACUUGAGCCACAAUUUUCUUAACGGGAGCAUCCCAGAUGAGAUUUGGUUACUUUCAAAGUUGGAGAUUUUUAGAGUGGGAAGCAACUGGCUUACUGGAACUAUAUCAAGAAAUAUUGGGAACUUAACUAAGCUAAGAAUAAUAUAUAUUGGAGAUACAAAAAUAAGAGGGAAAAUACCAAAGGAGAUAGAUAAUCUUCAUAAUUUGGAGAAACUUUCAAUAGGAAAUGCAAGCCUAUUGGGUCUCAUUCCGCCAAAUAUCUUCAAUAUCUCUUCCUUAAGAUGGAUUUAUCUCUACACAAAUAACCUUUUUGGUACCCUUCCUAUUGACUUGUGCUGCCAUCUGCCAAAUCUUGAGGAGCUUUAUUUGCAUAAGAAUCAAUUAAAUGGCUCAAUUCCCUCAAGUAUACAUAGAUGCAAGAGGCUUCAACGGUUGAUCCUAAGCACUAAUAGAUUCACCGGAUACAUCCCAAGAAGCAUUGGGAACUUGUCCGAACUAACUGAAAUAUAUCUCAAUGACAAUGAGUUCGAAGGGGAAAUACCGGAGGAGAUAGGUAAUCUUCAUAAUUUGGAGGUACUUUCAAUGGGAAAUGCAAGUCUAUCAGGGGAAAUACCGGAGGAGAUAGGUAAUCUUCAUAAUUUGAAGGUACUUUCAAUGGGAAAUGCAAGCCUAUCAGGUCUAAUUCCACCAAAUAUCUUUAACAUCUCUUCCUUAAGAUGGAUUUAUCUCCCCAAAAAUAACCUUUCUGGUAGCCUUCCAACUGACUUGUGCUACCAUUUGCCAAAUCUUGAGUUUCUUAAUCUGUAUGAGAAUCAAUUAAUUGGCUCAAUUCCCUCCAGCAUUGGCGAAUGCAAGAAGCUUCGACAGUUGGCUUUAGAAACUAAUAGAUUCACCGGAUACAUUCCAAGAAGCGUUGGGAACUUGUCCGAAGUAAUUGAAAUAUAUCUCAAUGACAAUGAGUUCGAAGGGGAAAUUCCGAAGGAGAUAGGUAAUCUUCAUAAUUUGGAGGUACUUUCAGUGGGAAAUGCAAGCCUAUCAGGUCUAAUUCCACCAAAUAUCUUCAACAUCUCUUCCUUAAGAUGGAUUUAUCUCCCCAAAAAUAACCUUUCUAGUAGCCUUCCAACUGACUUGUGCUACCAUUUACCAAAUCUUGAGUUUCUUAAUCUGUAUGAGAAUCAGUUAAUUGGCUCAAUUCCCUCAAGCAUAGGCAAAUGCAAGAAGCUUCGACAGUUGGCUUUAGAAACUAAUAGAUUCACUGGAUACAUCCCAAGAAGCAUUGGAAACUUGUCCAAACUUACUGAAAUAUAUCUCUCUGAAAAUUACCUUGAAGGUAAAAUACCAGAGGAGGUUGGCAACUUACCCUUGAGGGUUUUGGAAAUGGGAUACAACUUCUUGACUGGUUCCAUACCUCCCAUGAUCUUCAACAUCUCAACCUUGGAAAUGAUUUACUUAUCAAUGAAUAACCUAUCAGGCCAUCUUCCUUCAACCCUUGGACUUGGGCUUCCAAAGCUUAUUUGGCUAGGACUGGCGAGAAAUAAACUUAAUGGCAAUUUUCCUAGUUCUAUCUCCAAUUCUUCCCAGCUUACCGUUCUAGACAUAAGUGAUAACUCAUUCUCUGGCCUUUUCCCCAAUUCACUCGGCAAUCUAAGAUUACUUUGUUGGCUUCGCCUUGUUGGAAACAUGUUCUCUAAACUCUCCACUUCAGAAAGAAGCUUUCUCUCUUCUUUCGUAAAUUGUAGAUUUUUGACACGUCUAGAAAUAUCGUCUCAUUCAUUGACUGGUGUCUUUCCGAGUUCAAUUGGGAAUCUAUCUAGAUCUCUUCAAUAUUUUUAUGUAUACAAUAGCAAAUUUUACGGAAACAUUCCCGUAGAAAUUGGCAACUUGAGCAACUUGAUAACUUUGGUUCUUUAUGGUAAUGAUUUGACUGGACCAAUUCCAACAACAAUUGGAAGAUUGCAACGUCUUGAAGAUUUUGGAAAUCUGAAGGUUUUGAUCAACAUGGAUUUAUCUAGAAAUCAAUUAUCAGGCAAUUUGCCUAGCAGCAUUGGGGAUCUCAAAGAUCUAACUUAUCUUUCCUUAGCAGAAAAUGCAUUAGAAGGUAACAUUCCUCAAUCAUUUGGUGGCAUGGUAAGCUUGGUCUUCUUGGAUCUUUCUAACAACAUUCUUUCUGGAGUGAUUCCUAAGUCUUUGGAAGGACUCUCCCAUCUCAAAUUCUUCAAUGUAUCUUUCAAUAGAUUUGAAGGAGAAAUCCCAAGCAGAGGAUCAUUCACAAACUUGUCUGCUCAAGCAUUUAUGGGAAACACUGCCCUCUGUGGUUUGCCAAGAUUUCAAGUGCCUCCAUGUAAGUCCAAGUCCCACAAAAAAUCCAUGCAUGUGCUAAGACUAGUGUUGCCACUUGUAGCAGCUACCAUAUUGAUACUUUCCCUUAUCAUCAUCAUCACCUUCAAAAGACAAUAUAAAUCAAAAGCAAAAUCCUCAGAUGAAGAAAUUUUGCCAAGUCUACCAAAUUGGAAAAGAAUUUCAUACCUAGAGCUUCAACAUGCAACUGACAAUUUUAAUGAAAGAAACUUACUUGGCAUAGGGAGUUUUGGGUCAGUGUACAAUGGGACACUUCCUAAUGGAAUGAACAUUGCAAUAAAGGUCUUCAAUCUACAAGUAGAGGGUGUGCUCAAGAGUUUUGACACAGAAUGUGAAGUACUGUGCAAUAUUCGCCAUCGAAAUUUGGUCAAAAUCAUUAGCAGCUGUUGUAAUGAAGACUUCAAGGCCUUGGUGCUUGAGUUCAUGCCUAAUGGGACCUUGGAGAAGUGGUUAUAUUCUGAUGGAUAUUGUCUAAAUAUCCUACAAAGAUUGAAUAUAAUGAUUGACGUGGCUUCUGCUCUAGAACAUCUCCAACAUGGACAUUCAAUUCCAAUCAUUCACUGCGAUUUGAAACCUAGCAAUGUGCUACUUGAUGAAGAUAUGGUUGCACAUGUGGGAGAUUUUGGCCUUGCAAAGCUUCUGGGAGAAGGGGCAUCUGUAAUUCAAACAAUGCAAAUUGCCACUAUAGGCUACAUGGCACCAGAGUAUGGAUCUUUGGGAAUGGUUUCUGCAAAGGGGGAUGUCUAUAGCUAUGGCAUUUUAGUCUUGGAGACAUUCACAAGAAAGAAACCAACAGACAAAAUGUUUGCUGGAGAAAUGAGCUUGAAGGCGUGGGUGAACGAAUCAUUAUCUCAUUCAGGAAUGGAGGUUGUGGAUGCCAAUUUGAUGGAGGAGGAUAAGCAUUCUAUUGCCAAAGCAAAUUGUGUAUCAUCCAUUCUGGAGGUAGCUUUGAAUUGCUGUGCAGAAGCACCCAAAGUAAGGAGAAAUAUGAUGGAUGUCGUAGCGAUGCUUAAAAAGAUCAGAAAUCAGUAUCUCAAGGAUAUUAGAGAGAUCGAGUAGAUCCUGUAAAUUAAAAUGCUAGAAUUAGAGACUACUUUACUGUUGAAUUUAGGCUUUUGAACCAAGAUGGUAUCUCUUCUAGCGUAAAUUUCUUAAGAUAAUUUCAUGAAAAACUACAUUCUGUUUCCUUGGCUAUCUAGUUAGCAUGGAAAACAUAUAUCACUCCAAUAGCUUUUCAACUCUGGAAAAAAAAUAUUCUCGCUCUUU
Molecule: messenger RNA, 4099 nt
Organism: Rubroshorea leprosula
Lineage: Eukaryota; Viridiplantae; Streptophyta; Magnoliopsida; Malvales; Dipterocarpaceae
Source: the annotation of a GenBank genome assembly